Messenger RNA from Gossypium arboreum, 3975 nucleotides. RefSeq lists its product as uncharacterized. The transcript has 10 exons. The record is from RefSeq and is a predicted model, not a curated record. Gene Ontology annotation, molecular function: protein binding. NCBI's taxonomy places the organism in Eukaryota, Viridiplantae, Streptophyta, Magnoliopsida, Malvales, Malvaceae. Bases 1598 to 3679 code for a protein of 693 amino acids.
AUCAGGUUGAGAAAAAUGAGCUGCCUUACGAGAGCAGUAGCAAAUAUGGUACAUACCAUAUAUUGUUUUAACGGAAAGACCCCUAACGUAAUGUGAUUUUUUACCGGUUUCCCAGUCCACUGGAUGCAGCCUGCCGCUGCCAGACAUCAAUUUCCAGUUGACGAAGACGGAGGAUCAGCUCGCCCUCUCCAGUCCUUAACAGAGUUUGGGAAACAGGAUUGAUAGAGUCUUCACUACAAUGCCAUAUGAAAAUAUGGCGAAUGAAUUGCAUGAAAAGAUUGGGAUCCCCAUUGAGAAUGGCCUCCUGAAAAAUCGUCUAAAGACUCUGAAGCAUAGCUUUUAUGAGUGUUACGACCUUUUCAAUUGCAGAAGUGGUUUUGCUUGGAGUCCAGACACUAAAAUGUGGACUGCUAAGCCUGAACUAUGGAAAGCACUUGCGAAGGUUGGUAAAAUGUUCUUGUCCAAGUUAUCUGCUUCUUGUGCUUGGUUAUUACGGAACUAAUUUCCAGUUCGUGCUGUCUUGUUUGUCAGUCAAAACCUGAUGCAAAAAAAUGGAUGAUUACAAGAAUUGCUAAUUAUGACAUGCUUGUGAUGCUUUUUGCUAAAGAUAGAGAGCAGAGGAAAGGAGCUAAAAGGGGUCAAUUGGGCUGCUCAAUAGGUGGCCGAGUAUUUGAUGGUAUCCCUUUGCAAGAUGUAGUUGGUGCAAGUAUGGAGGAAAAAGACACGAAUGAUACCAGUCAGCAACAUCAUUGAAAGGGAAAAAACGAAAGGCGACAAGAGUUGAGUAUUUGAAAGGGAGUUUAAAAAGCAUAAGGGAAGCAAUUAAAGAUGUUGCAGAAGCAAUCAGGGAGGGGAAUGUUAUAGCCGAGAGAGGACAACUACGUGUUUACUCAGAGCAGGAAGUAUUUGCAGAAUUAGUGAACAUAGGGCAUAUAUUUUCCUUAUUGCAAACGCUGGGAGCUGAGGAGCGAAAGGAAUUUUUAUUGCAGAUGAUGCAUAAUAGUCCUGGGGAUUUGGCAUAUUAAAAUUUAUUGGCUGGUUAGGAUUCUUUUUUCUUUCAUUAGCCUUGAAUGGGAUGGCAAGCAGGGAUAAUGUACAUAAGAUAUGAUGCUUCACAAUUUAUGGUGUGUUAUAGUAGAGCUAUUUGCAUUCCUUUUUUUUUGGUUACAUUGGUUGAUUACUACUAGUUUCCGGCACUCUAUAUGUAGUUUUAGUUUUAAUUAUGAAAGGUCUAAUUAUACUUAUUUAAAGUAAAAUUUUGAGUUGAUGUUUUAUGGAUGGAAAAAGUAUUGUAAUUUAAUUGGGCUAAAAUAAAAGAACAAACUUAAAUGAUUUAGGGGUUUCUUCGAUUAUACUAUCUGAUUAUGUGAUGAAUUUUGAUUGGCAAGGCACAAACUAAAUGGUUUGCAGGCUGCAGGUAUUACUAUUUACGUGAGUAUUGGACUCGCGAAUAUCCAUUCAUAUCACGUGACUUUCCCCUCCAUGCUGGCAUGUAAUCCUGUACCUUCUCUCUCUCUCUCUCUUCGCCAGUGUUUCUAAUAAAAACAAAAAAUGGAACAGUAGCCUAAAGGUUGUAUUGAGAGAAAAAGAGAAAGCAAUGAGAGGUGAUGGUGGCGAUAUGUCAUCGGAGACAAGGAAGAAGAAGAAGAAGAAGAAGGGAAGGCCCUCUCUCUUAGAACUCCAAAAACGCUCUCUCAAACAACAACAACUUCAGAAGCCGCAGCAACCGCUAUCGCUUCUACAAAAAACCCCUAAUCUGAUAAACCCUAAUUCUUCUAUAAAUUCGAACCACCGAUCCGCUCGCCGCCAUCCCAAUCUCAAGGGUGACUCCCCUGUUCCCGGCUGGAUUUCCGGAGGGAACGAUGACGAUGACGAACGCCUAGAGAAGAAGCAUAAACCAUUGCUAGGCUUCAAUUCUUCUCGUAAUCAUCAGCAUUAUCCGCUUCCUUCGGCGCCCAAUUCGGCCUCCUAUGGGUCCGACUCAAAUGCGGAUGGUGACGGUCCCGACUCGUCACUCAAGCGUCGCAAGUUUACCAACGCCAAUCCUGGAUCUUAUGAAAUGGGAGAAAAGUUACCGAAAGUGACGGACACACUUCAUGGGUCACCGGUGGAGCCUGGCCCCACCCCCACGACGCCUUUGCCAGACCAAAAGUUGUUGGUCUUCAUUCUUGACAGGCUCCAAAAGAAAGACACUUAUGGGGUAUUCUCUGAGCCAGUAGAUUCGGAAGAGCUUCCAGAUUACCAUGACAUUAUUGCACAUCCAAUGGACUUUUCGACAGUCAGGAAAAAACUUGAUGAGGGAGCUUAUACUACCUUGGAACAAUUUGAGAUUGAUGUUUUCCUAAUAUGCUCGAAUGCAAUGCAGUAUAAUGCACCAGAUACAAUUUACUUUCGACAGGCACGAUCAAUGCAAGAGCUGGCUAGAAAGGACUUUGAAAAUUUGAGGCAAGAUAGUGAUGAAGGUGAACCACAAGUGAAAGUUGUGAGGAGAGGAAGGCCACCUGGAAAGAGCCUCAAAAAGUCGUUGGUUUCAUCGUCAUCUAUUGACCAUGUUGGUUCCGAGUGCUCCUCAGGUGCAACUCUAGCUGCUGGACGAGAUGCUUCCAUUCUUUCAAACACUUACAAUUUGAGGAAAGGACCUAAUUCCCUCAAGCUACGGCCUGCUGAUGCAUUCAUCAGGCCCUCCUGGGGUUCUCCUAGCAAAGAAAAUCACGCCAUUUGUUCAUCUGAAUGGGAGAAUGAAUUUCCAGCUUCUGUUGUGAGGGCUGUGAUGAAGUAUGGGAUGAAACAUUUUGCAGUAGAUGAGAACAGGCGUGACACCUACAACCACUCAUCGACUUCUGGACAUGAGCAACGUACCUUUUCCACCUUGGAUGGAGAAUUGAAGCAACUAAUUCCGGUUGGUUUGAGUGCGGAAAAUGGUUAUGCUACAAGCUUGGCACGUUUUGCUGCAAAUCUUGGACCUGUUGUGUGGAAAAUUGCUUCAAGGAAAAUUGGAAGUGUUUUGCCUAGUGGACUCAAGUUUGGUCCUGGAUGGGUUGGAGAAAACAGGACAGUUGAGCAGCAACAAUUUUCCUUACCUGAUAAGCAGAGAACUUUGAAUUCUCUAUCUGAUAACCCUCCUGGCAGAUUUUUAUCUACAGCCACUUCUGGUUCAAACUCCAUUGCUGCAAGUAGAUUUCCUUUGCAAGGUAGAGAAGACAUGGAAGCUGUCGUAGGCCUAACUUCUCAAAAUGACUCGACUUCUGCACCUUCUCAUCAGUUUCAGCAAAGUCUUGUCCCACACUCGGGUAUCAAUGGUUCUAUUGGUGGGUUUGGGUUUGGUUAUUACUCUCAAAUGGGGUUGGUAACACACUGUGUAAAUUCCUUGUCUGAAAAGACUUCAGUGCCGACUCAAACACUUGUCAUGGUUUCAGGUGCUAGUAAUUUUCUUCCAAAAGAGGCCAAGUUGGCAGAUAGCUCAAUCACUUUACAUUCUGGAAAUGCAAUGGCUGUGGAGCCUGAAAUGGUGUCACAUGUGGCGGCAACUAAUGUCGGGCUUCAGCGGAGUUCCUAUAAUGAACCGAAUUUCCUUCCAUUUGCUCCUGAUCUUAAUGUGAGAUUUCUGGCACGGGGUCCACCUAGUUCUAGUGUGCCAAUUGGUUCACCCCAGCGCCCUGAUUUAGCAUUGCAGCUCUAAUAAUCAGCUAACACGAUUUCCGUAUGAUGUGGCUUGUAUGUGCUAAUUGUAGUAUAGGUCAAGUACGCCUGUAUAUGAUGAUAAGAUUUGGUCGAAUUUACUGACUACAUUUCUUCAUUGGAAGGUCCGUUGAGUAGUGGUUCCUCAAGAAGUCUUUAGGAUCAGAUUGUAGGGGAGAUUUUGUACAGAUUGGUAUAUCAAAUUCUUUCACCGGGUUAAAAAAUUACAGAUUUGUAUGCAACAUACGGUAUCUAACAUGUUAUAUUUUGAGUUGUUAAUGAAUAUUGUUACCAAUA